This is a messenger RNA of Entrophospora sp. SA101, 312 nucleotides long. Lineage: Eukaryota; Fungi; Glomeromycota; Glomeromycetes; Entrophosporales; Entrophosporaceae. The record is from the annotation of a GenBank genome assembly.
AUGUUCAGAUUUGCUGAUCUUAAACCCACUAUUGAGGCUACAUUACAAAAAAUCCAACAUGAAUAUUUAGAAGGCAACCCUAGAUUAGGAUAUAAUUUAAAUGGAUCUUUAACAAAAAUUUCAUCAACAUCCUAUCCUUACAUUGGAAACCAUAAGCUUACUUUUAAUAAUGGUUAUGAGGAUGAUUUAAUGGUAGACAUUUCGCCUUUAAAACUAAACUUGAGUAGAAUAGCACAUUCUGGCGACGUUCAGUUAUCUGAUGAACAGAAUCAAAUCCUCAACUUAGCUAAGCUACCAACCCUCGAUUCAUAA